Molecule: messenger RNA, 2012 nt
Organism: Diorhabda sublineata
Lineage: Eukaryota; Metazoa; Arthropoda; Insecta; Coleoptera; Chrysomelidae
Exons: 3
Coding region: 299-1819 (506 amino acids)
Source: RefSeq, a predicted model, not a curated record
GCCACAGAAUUAAUACUAAUAUUAAUUAUUAAUUCUGUGACUUUGUGCAAAAUGGUGGUAGAAAUAUGUGAUUAAAUUUAUGUAGUGCGUGGUUCAAUAUAUAAUUUCAAUACAUUCUACAUCAAAAGAGACAUAUACCCGAUGUGUGAAAUUAGUUUUUAAAUCUGCGGUUAACAGAUCAAAUCUAGCUUAACAAACUCAACGCUAAUCUUCAUCUAUAUUUUGAGGCGGAUCAUCAUCUCCCUUGAAACUUUAACAGUAGGUGACAGUAUAUCCCUCAUAAUUUGUGGUAACAAAAAUGAGUUCUAUUGAUAAAUAUACUAGAAAUAUACGUUCUAGUAUAGAACGUAAAAGAUCCGAAGUAAUAUUAAGAUUAUCCGAAUUGGAUGAAGCUGUUAGAACGAAGUCGCCACCACGUUAUCUUGACAAGACUACAACUGAUAUAAGACAGAAUAUGAAACUAUCUGGUGCUCAGAGGAGAAAAUUAGGCAUUGAGAGAGCUAUGGCGAUUGGAGCCCCAAUUCGACCAAGAAAGAGGAGAAAACCAAGAUUAUCUCCUAGACGCACGUCUAGAAGCUCCCGAUCGCCUAAUAACAGGAAACUUUAUUCUUCUACAGAUAAAUACGAUCCAGCUUUCCCGACCAAGAACGAAUCUAUAAGAAACAAGGAAUCACUUCGAUAUGAUGCAGCUCCUUCUCACGUUAAUAGAAGUCGUAGCCCUUUCCACAGAUCGCUACCGGACAAUAGGAUUAGAAGUAGUCCUGGUCGUAAUGGAAGAAACUUCAGUCCUGAUCGGCGUGGAAGAAAUCACAUAAGUCGUAGUCCUGGUAGAACUCGACUGAAUAGAAGUCGUAGUGCCGAUCGACGAGAUGGAAAUCGUCUUUAUGGGAAUUAUCAUGUAACUCGAGAUGAUAAGCUUGAUUCUAGUAUUAGGGAGAAGAAUUCACGUGGUUAUAAUCUUUCUACGCAUGUUGAUGAUGUUAGUUCGAAUCGACAUACAUAUAAAGACAAUCGAUAUCAUUUUGACGUUCCUACAAAUGAUUUUGUGGUAGGAAAUGUUGAUUCACGUUGGCAUGAUAGUUCAAGUACUUUAAAUUCAUAUAGAAAUGAUUACGGUCCUGGAGAUAUGAGAAUGUAUGAUCAAAUCGAUAGAUACCCUAAUACUAUUACAUCGAAUAACACAGAAACAUUAAGAAGUCUUAACAACGAGGAGGAAUCACCUAUACGCCGACAUAGUGACCGCGAAAAAAAUACUAAUACUGAUAUAAUUCGUUUAUCAAUAGUACCGGUGGAUUAUCCCAAAGGAAUUUUAACAAAAUCUCAAGCGGAUGAAAUCGAAUUGGCUUUGAUUUCGCACAUCAAACCUGGAAAAGCCGGAACCGGUCCUCAAUUCAGCUACAUGAGUUUUUUACAAAAAACUUUAAUCGCCGGAUGUAAAAACUUCGAGACUAAACGUUGGUUGGAAGAUGUUGUACCAAAAUUGAAGAUACGAAACGUCGGGCCACUUAAAAUUCUUAGUACCAGAGAAUUGGAAAGAACUGAUAAGUUGCCUAAGGUGACAAUGUUCGUACCAAAUCCUAUAGCUAAAAAACCGACUAGUACACUGUUAUCUUUAAUCAAGACGCAGAAUGUUGGAUUAGAGACGGAGAAUUGGCGAAUUUUGGGCUUGAAUGAUAAACCUGGUGGAAUGAGUCUGGCGCUUUUAAUAGACAACAAUUCUCUCGCUACUCUUGAGAAACUUAAUUUGAAAGCUUGUCUUGGACUUACACAAGCGAAAUUUACCAUAAUCCGAGGAAGAAAGGAGAGCGGGCAUCAAUAAAUUUAAUCCAAUAAAUAUAUAUAUAUAUGAGUUGUGUGAAAUUCGUACUCCAAGAAGCUGCAGAAAAUUAUAUCAAGAAACAUAGAGACAAUUUCAUUAAAUGUUUGUAAGUGUUAAGUGUUGAAAUAUAUAUACCUACAGCUGUGGUAAUUGAAAAUCAGAAUAAAAUGUUUCGAGGCAUUAUUUUCAUUAA